AUGUGUCUCGAAGCUGGCGUCCCUUGCGUUGCUCUUGACUCGGCCACCAACUCGUUUGCGCCACGCAGCAUUGCACGAUAUCUCGAGGCACGAAUCGCGGCUCUGGAGCGCCAGCCCGGCAGUGAUACAGCUCCAUCAUCGACUAGCAACAGCGUGGCCACGGGUCAACCCACAGCCGUAUCCAAUUCUACAACCGUAUACCCUACGACAUCAGCCAUUCCAGUGAUCGGAAAUGCCUUGCACGACAUCACCCCGUCUUUUCUCGGCCUCAUCGAGAACCUUGCGCUUCCUGGAUGUGCGGCAGCGCCAACCCAGAUCCCCUCAGCGAAGAGGUCUCUCGGCCUGACUGAUCUGGACGAAAAUCAUCCUCGGUCGAUCUUGAAUCAACCGCCAUCGCAUCUAUCGCUUAUGUCUGUGCCGACUUCGGUGGCAGAAUUCUUGUUCGACAUUUAA
Molecule: messenger RNA, 453 nt
Organism: Exophiala dermatitidis NIH/UT8656
Lineage: Eukaryota; Fungi; Ascomycota; Eurotiomycetes; Chaetothyriales; Herpotrichiellaceae
Exons: 1
Coding region: 1-453 (150 amino acids)
Source: RefSeq, a predicted model, not a curated record